AUGGCGGUGCGCUGGCUCUGCGCGAUGCUGCUGGUGCUGCCCGGCGCUUGGGGUGACUGCGAGCAGCCGCCGAGGUUUGUCUUCGCGGAGCCCCCCCCGCCCCUGCAGGAGUCCUACGCCGUGGGGACCGCGCUGAGAUACACGUGCCGCCCGGGGUACAAGGUGGCCGGGGGCAAGUCCCUGCUGGUCACCUGCCUCCCCAACUCCACCUGGAUGGCGACCCCCGACUUCUGCAUCGGGAAGUCUUGCAGUCCACCGGAUAUCAUGAAUGGCAGGUUUAACUACACGACCAACCUCCAGUUUGGGGCGACAAUAACCUACAGGUGUAACGCCGGGUACCGCUUAGUUGGGAAGCCAUCUGCGCAAUGUGUACUUAAAGGCAAUGAAGUUUCUUGGGAUCAUGUUCCGUACUGUGCCAGUAUUUCCUGUUUACCACCUCCUGUGAUCGAGAAUGGGCAGCUCAUCAAUGAGGACAGAGACUUCACCUUUGGCCUGGUUGUAACCUACAGGUGUAACAACAACAGUUUUUCUCUUAUUGGAGAUGCCACGAUUCAGUGUACGGCGAAUGAUGACCUCCAGGGAAUAUGGAGCGGUCCAGCCCCUGAAUGCAAAGUGGUCGCAUGUAAAAAUCCAGAAGUGGAAAACGGGAGAAGGUUAUCUGGCUUUGGCACUGCACACACAUAUAAAAAUACAGUGACCUUUGAGUGUAAUCCUGGUUAUUUAUUGAAUGGUAGUAGUGUAGUUACUUGUGAAGCAGACAGUACCUGGAAGCCACCUCUGCCAACAUGUGACCCAAUCCACUGUGGUCCUGCUCCACACUUCCUUUUCGCUGAGUUAACAAUGGCUGUGGGUGACAGGUCCCCUGUUGGAACCAAGCUGAGGUAUCGGUGUAAACCGGGUUAUACUGCAGCAAGUGGAAAGUCCUCUCUUGUCACUUGUCUGAGUGAUACAACUUGGUCUGCAGACCCAGACUUCUGUAUACGACAACAAUGUACUCCUCCCACGAUAGAGAACGGGGAUGUGACUGGAAAUGGUUUCCUUUUUGAGUCAGUUGUGACAUUCACCUGUCAUCCUGGGUAUGAAUUAAAGGGGUCUUUGUCUGCCAAAUGUGUGGUAUCAGGAAAUGGAGUUGAUUGGAACACAACAUCUCCAUACUGUGAAAGUCAGCUCCCACGCAUUCUCUGCAAAGACCCCCCCACGAUUGACAAUGGGAUGCACAAUGGCACAAAGGGCACAGAAUUUGUCUACGGCUCCGUUGUAGUUUAUAAAUGCAAGGAUGGCUUCACCCUUGCUGGAGCAGCCUCUAUUCACUGCAAAGCAGAUCAUCAACACCAUGGAGUCUGGAGCGAGCCUACUCCUGAAUGCAAAGGUGAUGUUCCACCUGUGGAACAGUUCCCUCACGUUUUCUGUGGAAAGCCACCUACGAUUGACAAUGGGAAGCACAACGGCACAAAGGACGUGGACUUUGUCCGCGGCUCCACUGUAGCUUAUAAAUGCAAUGAUGGCUACACCCUUGCUGGAGCGGCCUUGCUUCAGUGUAUUGCAGGAGAUCAAUACCAGGGAGUCUGGAGCAAGCCUGCUCCUGAAUGCAGAGGUGGAGCGAACAUGAUCAUUGUUGGAAUCUUCCCCCUCCUCCUGGCAAUUCUGAUUAUGAACGUCUAGAUUAGGGAAGAGGCACGGUGGGAAGGCACCUAUAGACGUGUCGGACUUGAUCACGCUGAUCCCAGUGCUUUGCUUUUCCUUCCUGUGAAAUUGGCCUUGAAGCAGCAACCAACAGACCUGGGGUGACAAAGCCCAGACGCUCUCUGCCACUGCCCGGCAAGCACUCGCACUUUUGGCUGCAGCUGCGCCUCGUGUUGGACCCAGCAGCUCGUGCGGGGGACUGGGAUGGGAUGGGUGGGGUGGGAGGCUCUCUGCCGCCCAGCUGAGAAUGCUCCGCGGAAAUCAAGUGCAGUUAUCCCUGUGUUAAGUCGCAGUGAUGCCAAAGACCUUUACGCUGCAAUAGAGUAGGCUCAAGAAAAUCCUGCGCUUUGGGUAACUCCGCAUGUUCAGUGUCUCAGCCCCACUGAGGGCAUGUUGUGCCUGGUCCUGACCAGGAUUUAGGGGUUUCUUAAGCAUCCUGAGGUGGAAAGCGCUGCCACUGCCGAGAGGAUUAACGGUGAAUGUCUUCAUGUGAGUGAUACAUACUUAAAAAAAUUGUUUGAUACAAAUAGGAUGCAUAAGGUGGGUAUUAUCUGUGAGUACUGAAAGCAUUGAAAAUGUUCAUAUAAAAGCGCAGCUGUAGCCAUUACUUCAAGGCAAGUCUGAAUCAUUCUGCAAAUAGCAAUCCUUACAGAUCAGUAAUUUUACCAGACAAAAAAAUUUAAAUGCCUUAUUACAAAGAACUACUAUUCUGACUCUUCCCGUAUGCACUAAAAUUAGUUUUAAACUUCA
Molecule: messenger RNA, 2433 nt
Organism: Aquila chrysaetos chrysaetos
Lineage: Eukaryota; Metazoa; Chordata; Aves; Accipitriformes; Accipitridae
Product: complement receptor type 1
Biological process (GO): negative regulation of complement activation, classical pathway
Source: RefSeq, a predicted model, not a curated record